Messenger RNA from Nothobranchius furzeri (turquoise killifish), 3228 nucleotides. The record is from RefSeq and is a predicted model, not a curated record. NCBI's taxonomy places the organism in Eukaryota, Metazoa, Chordata, Actinopteri, Cyprinodontiformes, Nothobranchiidae.
CCCCCCAAGUUUAAUUACUUGUUAACUUUUUUCUCCAACAUUAAGACUGCUGCACCAAAAAAAGAAAAAAGACUGCUGCUCGCGUGGGCCCCCUUGUGGCUGUGGGCCCCUGGGCCUGUGCCCCGUUUGCCCAUAUUAUAAUCCAGCCUUGUGUAUGGGUUUCCUCCCACAAAGGAUUAGUGCGUUAGCAUGACUAGUUCUCAGCAGCUGCUCACUGACUCACAUUAAAAUAUCUUCAUCACUGAAGGACAAAGAGCUACAGUUCCAAAUUCAGCGGCUUAUAUUGAAUUUUUAAACUUGUUUUCAGGUUCUAGAAAGCUUUAAAAUCAUGGACUACAGCCUCCUGCUGGGGGUUCAUGUGUUGGACAAGAAGCCGCUGAGCAGAGGGAACAGAUGUGACAGCAGGAGAGGACAAAAGGUCCUGUACUCCACCGCCCGGGAGUCCAUCAUGGGGAACGUCAAGGCCUCGGAGGCAGGGGCUGAUCCUCAUGACGACACACUCGGAGGAAUUCCCGCUAAACAUAAAGAUGAAAACCUGCUGAUUUUCUUGGGAAUCAUCGACAUCCUUCAGUCUUACAGAUUUAUGAAGAAAGUGGAACACUCCUGGAAGGCUCUUGUGCAUGAUGGGGACACCGUGUCGGUCCACAGACCCAGCUUUUACGCUGACAGAUUCCUGAACUUCAUGGGAACGACAGUUUUCAAAAAGCUCCAUCCGACGAGAGGGGCAUCUUCGAGGAGGAAGAGGAGCUCCCUUCAUGCAUCUAAGUCGUAUUCUCAGGAGGUUUUGUUCCCACUGAGGGAGCAGAAGGAGGAGAAGAAGGCUCUGAGCAUGGACAACCUGGAUGGAAACCUCUUUAGCUCCUCCAAACAACCAGAUCUUCUCCCCAAAGCUGCAGCUCCUUUUGACUCCAGUCAGUGUGCUGAAGACUCUGAACACAGGUGAAUUACUCUACAGUCACAUUCAAGUAUCCUUUGUGCAUCCAAGGGUUUCCAGAUGUUAUGGAUAGUUUAUGGAUCAUUGAGAUCAGGAGGGUUGGACCCAAUAUGCUGAACCCCAGGACAACAAGAGGCAGGAGUGGAGAUAAAAGUAAAAUCCGUUAUUAAGGAUGAAAAACCAAAUAAACAUCUAAAAGGGCAGGAAGCCAAAACCGAUUAUCAAGACGCUGCAAAGAACAAAACCCAAAGCUCACUCUGUGAGCAGAGAACUAGAGACCUGGCGGGAGGGGGGACCAAAGCAACGCUGACAACAUCAAUGGACCGUCAACACGGAGAGACGCAGACAGGGUUAUAUACACAGGAGCUACUUGAUAGGAGACGAGGGGCAGGUGCAGGAGAAGGUGUCAGCCUGGGAGUCAUGACACGAACUGCUGCUUUUCUAAUAAUUCUAAAUUUAAAAAAGCAUCGUUUGGUAUUUUAAUUUGAAAUUAAGAUUUUAAAAGAAAACACUUGCAGCUUGCUGUAAAUUUAAAUGACUUUGAAGUUAGAGAAUUAUUUGUGAAUUAUGGGAAAAUUUGACCAGAACGUGGUGCUAAUGAAGCAUCAAUUUGACCCUUAGGCAUUAAAACCAGGGGCCUCAUUCAUCAAAUGUUCAUAGAAAAAUUCCUGUUUGUUCCUAUGAAUGAAAGUUAGAACGUUCGUACGAACGGUCAAAAUCCUGAUUUAUGAAACUCCCGGAGGCUUCUCGUACGCACGUUCCUCCGCACUCGUCUGACGAUAAAUCCCACGUGUGUGGUGUUUUAGCACCAACUAUGUGACUCGGCUGUUUUUCCACAGAAAUAUUUAUUUAAUGGGUAAAAUAAUUAGUGGAUGAGGAACACGUGUGGAUGACUGAAACCUUCGGUGUAGCGGUUCCCCGUUCUACCACUAGAUGCUUUUCCUACACACGGUCUGAAGUUUUCUUAUCUUUAGAAACAUUUCCAGGCACAGGUACAAAAUGAUGAAUACCACACAAUGUGCACAUUAGUUCAUGUGCACGUUAUACGCACAGAUCUGUUCGUAAGUACGGUUGAUACAUGAGACCCCUGUAACGUUACGCUACACCCCUGAUCUUUUAAAACUUUAGAAAUAUUCCAGUCUGGAGCAAAGACCAAAUCUAGGGUCCAGACGCCUGUCUGCAGCCACAAGCUCGUUUAGGAAGUAAAAAUGAGCCUAACGCAUUUUUAGUAUAUUAAAUUAAACUCCAAAUAGUUUAGGAAUCCCAAAGGGAACUUAAAGGUGCAAUAAGUAAGAAUUCAACAGUGAAAUUAUUACAAAACUGUUUAAUGCCUUAAUCAUGUUGGAAGGAAGGUUAUACUGAAACAGGGGUUGUCAGUUUGUCUCCUUUUAAAAAGGCCAAAGAGGGAUGUAGCAUUUGUUUACAUGUGGGGCAUGUGGGGUUGUCAAGUCUGUGCCAGCAUUUGUAAUUUGACACCAGCUGAUAAAAUGCAGCAGCGUCAUGGACAGAAUGGUAACCAAUAAAAGGAAAGACCCAGAAGUUAUUUCUUGUAUUCCCGAGAAGCCACGGCACCUUUUUGUUUUACUUCAGUAUCGGGUGAAGAAGGCUAGAGGCUAACAUCGAGCUAAGAGUGUUGGACACUGACAAUUUUUAAUGCUUGUUUUUAAUGUCUUGACCUGUUUUUACUGUUUGAUUUAUUGUAAUUUAUUGAACUGUUUCUAUUCUGUUUUCAUGACAUUUCUGUAAGGCGCUUUGGUCAGCUCUCAUGCUGUGUUAUAAUGAGCUGUUACAAAUGAACUGGUAUGGUAACAAAGCUAACGGUGAUUUAGAAGCAAAUACUCUCUAAAAAACAUCUCAAGCUAAUUUUUUUAUUACCAACAACUUGUUAUUACAGUGCAAUGUAUUUAUCUACUGAUCAACUUACUGUGUACGACUCGUCUUUGCCCGUCACCAGGAAUGUUCUGGUGCUGGUCCGAAACUGGCAACAACUGUGAAACCCAAAGACCGGGAGUGAGAAUGUCACCCUGUGUUUUGAAAACGGGCUGCAGUACCCACAUUUGACCACAGGUUGUCACUCUUACUUUAUGUUGUGGAAAAUGUUGUGGAAACUCAUGUCAGCUGGUUCUAGCUGUGGGCAGGAACGGUCUCCUCCAGAGGAUGUGAAGAACCCUCUGACUAAAGACACUCUAUUGUCCCAACAGAUCCAAUGGACAGAUUUAUUUGCUUAAAGAUGAAAGACUGUAAAUAUUGAUAAAUAUGAACAUUGCCACAGAUAUUAAACUUGCUGCUGAAGA